UUUAGCAUUCGUUUCUCAGUCGAUGAGCUUCAGUAAAAUGCUCAGAAGAACAGAAUUAAAGGUUGAAGAUAUCGAACAAAUUGAUGGACUGAAACUUAUUCGACCAAAACUCUUCCCCGAUGCUCGCGGUUAUUUCGUGGAGUCAUAUAACGAAUAUGAAUUGGGUGCCUUAGGGUUCUUCGAGAAAUUCAAGCAGGAUAAUCAUUCCUAUUCAAAAUCUGGCGUUUUACGUGGUUUACAUGCACAACCGGGAAUGGGUAAACUAGUAUCGGUUAUAAGUGGUAAAAUAUACGAUGUUGCUGUCGAUAUAAGACCAACAUCGGAAACUUUUGGAAAAUGGUACGGUGUUGUUUUAGAUGAAAGAGCGCGAACAGGUUUCUGGAUACCAGAUGGGUUUUUACAUGGAUUUUAUGUUUUAUCGGAAAAAGGAGCUCAUGUAACAUACAAAUGCACAGCGAUAUACAAUGCACAAGCGGAAUUUGGUGUAAAUCCUUUCGACCCAGAACUGGCCAUCGAUUGGCGAAUUAAUGAUCCGAGCAAAUUGAUUAUUAGUGACCGAGAUCGAUCUCACCAAAAUUUGAAGUGUUUAUCAUUGAAAAAAGAAUGAAUGUUUGUG
This is a messenger RNA of Loa loa (African eye worm), 616 nucleotides long. RefSeq names its product dTDP-4-dehydrorhamnose 3,5-epimerase. Gene Ontology annotation, molecular function: dTDP-4-dehydrorhamnose 3,5-epimerase activity. The record is from RefSeq and is a predicted model, not a curated record. The transcript has 3 exons. Bases 23 to 607 code for a protein of 194 amino acids. Lineage: Eukaryota; Metazoa; Nematoda; Chromadorea; Rhabditida; Onchocercidae. Gene Ontology annotation, cellular component: cytosol. Gene Ontology annotation, biological process: polysaccharide biosynthetic process.